Pungitius pungitius (ninespine stickleback) is the source of this 2408-nucleotide messenger RNA. It is a transcript of the gene ssrp1a, whose product is annotated as structure specific recognition protein 1a. Gene Ontology annotation, cellular component: nucleus; FACT complex. Gene Ontology annotation, molecular function: histone binding; nucleosome binding; DNA binding. Gene Ontology annotation, biological process: regulation of chromatin organization. The transcript is spliced from 18 exons. Bases 124 to 2274 code for a protein of 716 amino acids. NCBI's taxonomy places the organism in Eukaryota, Metazoa, Chordata, Actinopteri, Perciformes, Gasterosteidae. The record is from RefSeq and is a predicted model, not a curated record.
AGUAAAUACAUAUCACUUGCUGGUUACUUCCGGUGACGUCGCGCUAGCUGCCGAUGCCACACGCGGGAAACAGGCGAAGCUUCUCAUCACGUUGAUUAGGACGAGUCCUCGCCUGUAGCUGAGAUGGGAGACACGCUGGAGUUCAGCGACAUUUACCAGGAGGUCAAAGGCUCCUGGAACGAUGGGCGGCUGCGUUUCGGCAAACAAAGUGUGGUUUAUAAAAGCAGCAAGACGGGGAAGGUGGACAGCAUCCCGACUAGCGAUCUCAACCAGGCCCAAUGGAGGCGAGUGUGUUUAGGUCACGGCAUCAAGCUGGGCACCCAUUCAGGACAUAUCUACAAAUAUGACGGCUUCAGGGACACGGACUUUGAGAAAAUCUCUGAGUACUUCAAGGCCAACUACAAGGUGGAGCUGUCAGAGAAGGACAUGUGUGUGAAGGGAUGGAACUGGGGAACAGCCAAGUUCUCGGGGCCGCUGUUGUCAUUUGAAGUAAAUGAAAGCACAGCUUUCGAGGUGCCACUGGCCAACGUGUCCCAGUGUGCGACGGGGAAGAACGAAGUCACCCUAGAGUUUCACCAGAACGACGACACAGAGGUCUCCCUCAUGGAGGUCCGCUUCUACGUCCCCCCCAGCCAGGCCGACGAACGGCAAGACCCCGUCGAGGCGUUUGCUGAGAAUGUGUUGUCUAAGGCCGACGUGAUCCAGGCCACAGGGGACGCUGUGUGCAUCUUCAAAGAGCUCCAGUGUCUUACACCCAGAGGAAGGUACGACAUCCGGAUCUACCCGACGUUCCUUCACCUCCACGGUAAAACCUUUGACUACAAGAUUCCCUACACCACGGUCCUCCGUCUCUUCCUGCUGCCACACAAGGAUCAGAGGCAGAUGUUCUUUGUGAUCAGUCUGGAUCCUCCCAUCAAGCAGGGUCAGACGCGUUAUCACUUUCUCAUCCUGCUUUUCUCCAAGGAAGAGGACCUGAGCCUCACCCUCAACAUGAGCGAGGAUGACGUGGAGCGCCGCUUUGAGGGGAAACUCAGUAAAAACAUGUCCGGCUCUCUGUAUGAGAUGGUCAGCAGGGUGAUGAAGGCCCUCGUCAACCGCAAGAUCACCGUGCCCGGAAACUUCCAGGGUCACUCUGGGGCUCAGUGCAUCACCUGCUCCUACAAGGCGUCCUCGGGCCUCCUCUAUCCCCUGGAGAGGGGCUUCAUCUAUGUCCACAAGCCCCCCGUGCAUCUGCGCUUCGAGGAGAUCUCCUGCGUCAACUUCGCCCGAGGCACCACCACGACGCGGUCCUUUGACUUUGAGAUCGAGACCAAGCAGGGAAAUCAGUUCACCUUCAGCAGCAUCGAGAGAGAAGAGUACGGCAAACUGUUUGACUUUGUGAACGCCAAGAAACUCAACAUCAAGAACCGAGGCUUCAAAGAGGGCAUGAAGGGUAAGAUUGACGAGUACAGCGACUCGGACGAGGACCAGCACGACGCCUACCUGGAGAGGAUGAAAGCCGAGGGCAAGAUCAGGGAGGAGGGCAACGACAGCGAGGAGUCGGAUGGCGAGAGCGACGAGUCGUUCAACCCCGGCGAAGAGGACGACGACAUUGCCGAAGAGUACGACAGCAACGCGUCGGCGAGCGACAGCAGCGACGACGGGGACGACGACGACGGCGACGGCAGCAGCUCAAAGAAAAAGGCCCCGAAAGUCAAAGUGGUGAAGGAGAAAAAAGAGAGGAAACCACGCAAAGAGAAAAAGCAGAAAGAUAAGGGCGGCCCCAAGAGGCCGAUGAGCGCCUACAUGCUGUGGCUCAACUCCAGCCGCGAGCGCAUCAAGUCGGAGAACCCGGGCAUCUCCAUCACGGAGAUUUCCAAGAAGGCCGGAGAGAUGUGGAGACAACUGGGCAAGGACGACAAGGAGGAGUGGGAUAUCAAGGCGGCGGAGGCGAAGAGGCAGUACGACAAAGCGAAGCAGGAGUACAAGGAGAGCGGCGGGGGGGAAGCUGCUGCUCCAGCAGCGACAUCCAGCUCCAAGAAGGAGAGUAAAAAGUCUGGCGGGGCGAAGGAGGAGAAGAAGAGGAAGUCCGCCGGCGCGGACAAGGAGAAGGAGCGGGCGGUAGCCAACGACAGCUUUAAGAGCCGAGAGUUCAUCGAGACGAGCGAGGAGAGCUCGUCGGACACCGACCGCAAGAGCAAGACCAAGGCCAAGAGGAAGAAGGAAUCGGAUGAUGAAAUGGAGGAAGAAGAGGCCGUGUCCACACCUGCCAGCUCAGAAGAGGAGUCCGACUAAACACAACAACAUUUAUCCAUCCUGCUCACAGACCAAGGACCAAGCAUAUAUACGCUCCAUGUGGAUCUCACACCCAUGAUCUGUGGGACAAAUCCACAGACUUGAACUGUACUUUAUUUAGAAUUUUUUUUUUU